Molecule: messenger RNA, 531 nt
Organism: Neolamprologus brichardi
Lineage: Eukaryota; Metazoa; Chordata; Actinopteri; Cichliformes; Cichlidae
Source: RefSeq, a predicted model, not a curated record
AUGUGCAGAAAGAUCCCCUCGGUGGGUGUGCUGUGCCGACAGUACGGAGACCUGCCCCCCCUCACUCUAGAAACCAUCAAAGAACGAGUCAUGUAUGUACUCAAGCUCUACGACAAGAUCAACCCAGAGAAGCUGCAGACGAGCUCUCACUUCAUGAAAGAUUUGGGUUUGGACAGCUUGGACCAGGUGGAGAUCAUCAUGGCCAUGGAAGAUGAGUUUGGCUUUGAGAUCCCAGAUGCAGAAGCAGAGAAGUUGAUGACUCCUGAGGAGAUCGUACAGUACAUCGCAGACAAGAAAGACGUUUAUGAGUAAUCUGCUCUGUAGCACACCAGAGAUAGGGUCACCUCCACCCACCCAACAGGAAGUUCUUGUGAAGCAGAUGGGCGCCAAACAGUUUCCUACUUCAACUCGUGUCCAUUAUGGCGACGUUGGCUUCAGCUGUCUCGUGUUUGACUGUAUUUAAAUGAACAUGUUCAGGAGAGCUUGGAGAUAAAAAAAAAAAAAAUCAAUAUUAAACAAGAUUAUAUCACU